AUGUCUGGCUGGGAGGUCCGCUGGUCCAACUCGCGCUCGCUGCCCUACUACUACAACGGCUCCACAGGCCAGAGCACCUGGGAGAGACCCGCCGACAUCAGCGAGGACGCAGCCAAGAACCUUCCCGGAGCCAAGUACCUCUCGGCCAACGCUGUGCCGGAGGGCAAGGUCCGCGCAAGCCACAUUCUUGCCAAGCACGCUGGGAGCCGGCGUCCCAGCAGCUGGAAGCAGCAAAACAUCACCCGUACCCUCCCCGAGGCGCGCGCCCAGAUCCAGGGAUACCUCACCACGAUCCAGGCCCUGCCGGCCGACAAGCGUGCUGCCGAGUUCGCCAAGAUUGCGAGCACCGAGAGUGACUGUUCGAGCGCGCGUUCCGGCGGCGACCUCGGUUUCUUCGGCCGCGGCCAGAUGCAGAAGGCGUUUGAGGACGGGACUUACGCGCUUGAGGUCGGCGAGAUGAGCCCCCUCAUUGAGAGUGACUCUGGCGUGCACAUCAUUCUGCGCACUGCGUAA
Molecule: messenger RNA, 513 nt
Organism: Cutaneotrichosporon cavernicola
Lineage: Eukaryota; Fungi; Basidiomycota; Tremellomycetes; Trichosporonales; Trichosporonaceae
Gene: pin1
Exons: 3
Coding region: 1-513 (170 amino acids)
Cellular component (GO): cytosol; nucleus
Molecular function (GO): peptidyl-prolyl cis-trans isomerase activity; protein binding
Source: RefSeq, a predicted model, not a curated record